AUGGGCGCCUAUCCCUAUGGGCGCCUAUCUCUUUGGGCGCCUAUCUCUAUGGGCGCCUAUCUCUAUGGGCGCCUAUCCCUAUGGGCGCCUAUCUCUAUGGGCGCCUAUCUCUAUGGGCGCCUAUCUCUAGGGGCGCCUAUCUCUAUGGGCGCCUAUCUCUAUGGGCGCCUAUCUCUAUGGGCGCCUAUCUCUAUGGGGGCGCCUAUCUCUAUGGGCGCCUAUCUCUAUGGGCGCCUAUCUCUAGGGGCGCCUAUCUCUAUGGGCGCCUAUCUUUAUGGGCGCCUAUCUCUAGGGGCGCCUAUCUCUAGUGGCGCCUAUCUCUAUGGGCCCUAUUCUCUAGGGGCGCCUAUCUCUAUGGGCGCCUAUCUCUAUGGGCGCCUAUCUCUAUGGGCGCCUAUCUCUAUGGGGGCGCCUAUCUCUAUGGGCGCCUAUCUCUAUGGGCGCCUAUCUCUAUGGGCGCCCUAUAUCUAUGGGCGCCUAUCUCUUGGGCGCCUAUCUCUAUGGGCGCCUAUCUCUAGGGCGCCUAUCUCUAGGGGCGCCUAUCUCUAUGGGCGCCUAUCUCUAUGGGCGCCUAUCUCUAGGGGCGCCUAUCUCUAUGGGCGCCUAUCUUUAGCGCGCCUAUCUCUAGGGGCGCCUAUCUCUGGGCGCCUAUCUCUAUGGCGCCUAUCUCUAGGGGCGCCUAUCUCUAUGGGCGCCUAUCUCUAUGGGCGCCUAUCUCUAUGGGCGCCUAUCUCUAUGGGCGCCUAUCUCUUGGGCGCCUAUCUCUAUGGGCGCCUAUCUCUAGGGGCGCCUAUCCCUAUGGGCGCCUAUCUCUAUGGGCGCCUAUCUCUAUGGGCGCCUAUCUCUAGGGGCGCCUAUCUCUAUGGGCGCCUAUCUCUAGGGCGCCUAUCUCUAUGGGCGCCUAUCUCUAGGGGCGCCUAUCUCUAUGGGCGCCUAUCUCUAUGGCGCCUAUCUUUAGGGGCGCCUAUCUCUAGAGGCGCCUAUCUCUAUGGGCGCCUAUCUCUAGGGCGCCUAUCUCUAUGGGCGCCUAUCUUUAGCGGCGCCUAUCUCUAG
Closterium sp. NIES-65 is the source of this 1053-nucleotide messenger RNA. The record is from the annotation of a GenBank genome assembly. NCBI's taxonomy places the organism in Eukaryota, Viridiplantae, Streptophyta, Zygnematophyceae, Desmidiales, Closteriaceae.